This is a messenger RNA of Solanum tuberosum (potato), 2466 nucleotides long. Its product is annotated as nuclear transcription factor Y subunit B-5-like. Gene Ontology annotation, cellular component: nucleus; CCAAT-binding factor complex. The coding region runs from base 479 to 910 and encodes 143 amino acids. NCBI's taxonomy places the organism in Eukaryota, Viridiplantae, Streptophyta, Magnoliopsida, Solanales, Solanaceae. The record is from RefSeq and is a predicted model, not a curated record. Gene Ontology annotation, molecular function: DNA-binding transcription activator activity, RNA polymerase II-specific; protein heterodimerization activity; RNA polymerase II cis-regulatory region sequence-specific DNA binding. The transcript has a single exon. Gene Ontology annotation, biological process: regulation of transcription by RNA polymerase II.
GCAUUGUUUAAGACAUAUUUUUUAAUAUAAUAUCACACUAGUUGGAUGAUCUUUUUAUUCCCUCAACAAUUGAUUACACUUGGUUGGACUAGUAAUAGUCCAUAAUUAUAAAGAGCAAAUGGAACAUUGUUUAAGACAUGUGGUAACUAAAGCUUGUGAAAAGGAUUAAACAUUAACAAGUAGCAAGGAAGAAGGAAGGGGACCAUUUGAUCCAUAAUUCAUUAAAGCAAAUUAAAGUGCUUUUAAUAAAAUAUGACCUAACUUUGUACUAUCUAUAUACAAAUUUUGUUUGACAUUAUGUCUCCACACUAAUACUGAAUACUUUUAUAUAUUGUAGAAUCUCUGACGAUAUUACGAUAGAAUAUUAACACUUGAUUAAUUAUAAGUUAGCGUAAUACAGACGAACUUCUGCUUAUAAUAAAGAGGCUGCAAAUAAUGGUUGAGAGAUCAUCAGGAUCGAGUUUUUAGGUUUCCCAAAAUGGUUGAUACCAACAAUAUAUUAGGGUCAUUUGACUCGAGUGAAGAAGGAGGGUUUAAGGAGCACGAAAAGUUGUUGCCAAUAGCUAACGUGGGACGAAUAAUGAAGCAUAUUCUUCCUCAAAACGCGAAGAUUUCAAAAGAGGGGAAAGAAACAAUGCAAGAAUGUGUGUCUGAGUUCAUAAGCUUUGUUACUGGAGAAGCAUCGGAGAAAUGUCACAAGGAGAAGAGGAAGACGUUGAACGGAGAUGAUGUUUGUUGGGCUUUGGGAAAUUUAGGGUUUGAUGAUUAUGUUGAGCCAUUGAAGAGGUAUUUGCAUAGAUAUAGAGAGUUAGAAGGUGAAAAAGCUAACCAAAAUAAGGUUGAUAUUGGCAACAAGAAUGAAGAAAGGGAGAAAAAUGAGUUUCUCCUUGGAAGAUUGUAUGGUCCUUAAGAAAGUCCGGAGCAUAAAUGACAACUUUUUUUUAAUCAAGUAGGGGUGACCGUUCAGACAGUUCAAUUCAUAAUCCAAAAAUCCAAAAAGUUCGAAUUUCGAUUUGGUUUUUAGGUUGACCCAAACUAUGUCCACCUCUAUACGUAAGCUUUGAUUUUCAAAUUCUUUCUACUCUUGUUUUCAUUUUAUGAAGAAAAAAAUAAAUCGAGCUUUCGUACUAGUGAUCAUAUUGUAUCUUCUAAAUAAUUUGUAAGGUAAUUAAUUUGUGGGAUAUGGUUUUGAAAAAUUAAUUAACUUUGUGAUUCAACUAUUUAUGUUCUCAUUUGGCUAGAUUGGCAUGGUUCUUGGUUCAGUGUUGAACAAUAAUAAUUAAGUUACUCCAAUACUAAUUAGAGACUCUAAUGGAGGUUAGCACAAAUUCCUUCCCUAAUUACCAUUUCUUUUUUCAUUUGCACGUGAAAUUAAUGAUAUUAAGGAAUAUCAAAAUUUGUAGGGUAUUUCUUGUUCUUACCAAAUUGGAAGAUUAGUUUUCUAAAAUUGGUUGUUUUAACUAUGGUUAUGAUAUAAUCUUGAUUUUUAAAAUUUUAAAACACAUGUCUCUUAUCUAGACGUGUACUUGACGAAAUAGAGGGAAGGAUGUAAUGGAGAGGAGUCAAAUCUGUCAUUUAUUGGCAACUAAACAAUAUUUUGAUUGAUGCAAGUAAAUCUAAUUAAUGUUAUAAUUUUAAUACAUUCGUAUUAAUACUUGGAAAUGGUACUGAAAUGCCUUAUAGUUUAUAAUACUGUAUUUUUUUUUCCAACUCCCACCAUAUGAGCUCCCUUAGUGGCGGAGGGUUUGGCAUAGACCCCUACCACAUAUAGUCUAUACUGUGUGUGCUGGAUAAUAUAGUUAAAAUUGUAAUUUAAUUUCUUUUCUUAACAAAAAAAAUUGUUUCGUGAUGAACUCUAAAAGUUGCUUGAUUCUCUUUUAAAAUAAGUCUAUUUUAUUAUAAAUAAAUCAUUGAUUAGUAGUGGUCGGCGUUCAACUUUUUUUAUUUUUGGUUUUGAAAAAGUGUUCAUCGAAUAUCAAACAGAAAUAAUUCAAUUUGGUUUGGUUUGGUUUGUUCAACUUCGAUUUGGUUUGAUAUUUUUAAAAUGGGUUUUUCGAUGCAAAUGAAAAAUAAAUUGAGGACAAAAUCUAAGUAUAAGACACUUAAAAUCAUGUUAAUUGAUAAUGUAUCUCACCGUGGAACAGUACUUAUUGUGCUGAAAAGACUAUUUUUGUCUUUGUCAAGAAUAUUGUGCCUCCAACUAUUGUUCAAAGAAAACAAGGAUGAAGAUAGGUUUCUUUACAUGACGAAUAUUGACAAAAAUUACAUUUGGGAUUCCUCUCGGGCAAAUUAAUAUUGAAUCUAACUGUCUGAAUUGUAAAUUUGUUGCUACUUUGAUUUAUUCGUAAAUAGUUUAAUUGCUAGUUGUCAUUUUUUAAAUAAAAGUUUGAUUUUCCAGUGCACUGAAAUUUUGAUACGCUUACACUAAACACCAAAUUGAAAAAUCGAACUUUUGAAAAAAAAAAA